UUUGAGUCUCUCCCUUAUGCAUUAUAUGACCUGAUCAAACAAGACUUAUUACCUCUUGUGUUUCGUUAACCAAUGGCUCAAAGAUUGCAUCUUCUACUCUCUAUAAUCUUGUUUGUUAAUUUGAUUCGCUUUUCAAAUCAACAAGACUUAAGUUUCGUCUACAACGGCUUUAACCAAGGCGAAGGCGGUCUUCUCCUUGACGGUCUUGCAAAAAUCCAACUCCCAGGUGGACUGUUGCAGCUAACCGAUGCCACGGCUCGGCAAAAGGGUCAUGCUUUCUUCAACCGUCCGUUCGAUUUUGGUUCAGCUUCUUCAUCACAGUCUCUAUCUUUCUGGACUCAUUUCGUUUGCGCUUUAGUCCCUAAACCAGGAGCUGACGGUGGUCACGGGAUUGCCUUUGUUCUAUCCUCUUCAAAGGAUCUCACACAAGCAGACCCGACUCAAUACUUAGGACUCUUCAACAUCUCAACUAAUGGGUCUCCUUCUUCUCAGAUUCUAGCUAUCGAGCUCGACACCGUCGAAAGCGCAGAGUUUGACGACAUCGACAAAAACCAUGUCGGUAUAGACGAAAACAAUCUCCACUCUGUUGUGUCUGCUCCAGCAUCUUAUUAUUCCGACAGAGAAGGAACGAACAAAAGCUUGACAUUCUUGAGUGGAGAUCCAAUCCAGGUGUGGAUUGACUACGAAGAUACUCUACUCAAUGUUACAUUAGCUCCUCUAAGAAACCAGAAGCCAAGUAAGCCUCUUUUGUCAAGAAACAUCAAUCUCACAUCAGUUUUCCCGGAUCGAAAAGCAUUUGUCGGGUUCUCUGCAGCAACUGGGUCACUGAUCAGUUACCAGUACAUCUUAGGAUGGAGUUUCAGCACAAGCAGAGUUUCAUUACAGAGCCUUGACUUCUCUAAACUUCCCACGGUCCCUCGUCCCAAGAUACCGAAGAAAACAUCUUCUCUGCUUAUUAUUCUACUGGUUAUACUCGGACUCCUAGUAAUGGCUGUUCUUGUAGGAGUUUGUGUGUACAAGAGAAAGAAGUAUGCAGAAGUCAAAGAGCCAUGGGAAAAGCCAUACGGUCCACUUCGCUAUACCUACAAGUCUUUAUAUAAAGCAACAGGAGGGUUUAAAAGAGAUGGCCGUCUUGGAAAAGGAGGUUUUGGAGAAGUCUUUAAAGGAACUAUGCCUCUUGUAGGAGAUAUAGCGGUUAAGAGACUAUCACACGAUGCUGAGCAAGGGAUGAAACAGUUCGUUGCUGAAGUUGUGACGAUGGGAAGUUUACAGCACAAGAACUUGGUUCCUCUUCUAGGGUAUUGCAGGCGAAAAGGCGAGUUGUUGCUGGUCUCCAAGUACAUGGAAGGAGGUAGCGUUGAUCAAUAUUUGUUUCAAGAUGAUAAACCACCUCUUUCGUGGUCUCAAAGACUUGCGAUUUUGAGAGAUAUUGCAUCUGCGCUCUGUUACUUGCAUACGGGAGCUAGUCAAGUUGUUUUGCACCGAGAUAUCAAAGCUUCUAAUGUCAUGCUAAAGGGAAACUUACAAGCGUUUUUAGGAGAUUUUGGGAUGGCUAGGUUUGAUGACCGCGGAGCUAACCUCUCAGCAACGGCAGCUGUUGGAACCAUAGGUUACAUGGCCCUCGAGCUAACAUCAUCAGGAACUUCAACUAGAACCGAUGUGUAUGCAUUUGGUGCAUUCAUGCUUGAAGUAACGUGUGGGAGGAGACCAUUUGAUCCCGAGAUGCCGGUUGAGAAGAGACAUUUGGUCAAAUGGGUUGUUGAAUGCUGGAAAAGGGGCUCUUUAGUUGAUACUAUAGAUAGAAGAUUGGGAGGUAAAUUCAUACCCGGGGAGGUCGAAAUGGUUCUGAAACUCGGCUUGUUCUGUACAAGAAUUGUACCUGAUUCACGACCAUCAAUGGAACAAGUGGUGCAAUACCUAAACAGACACCAAAUGUUGCCUGAUUUAUCUCCAGAUACUCCCGGAAUUGGAGUUUCCACGCCAAUGUUAAUGAGAGUACCUUCCCUGGCAAUUACUUCCACUUCAGGGAUCUCAUCAGCAUCACCACCAUCGGUUUCUUCUUCCCCUGCCAACAACUCAAUGUUCAUUUCUCACACAAUCAUGUAUGGUGAUGGAAGAUGAAAUCUGACAACUCGAUCGCGUGUCUCUUUGUCCUUAAUCUAUAAACUCUGUAUAAUUGUAUUAGUUCUGUUGUAGAGAAAUCUUUAUUUGGGACACAAGUAAUCUAUGUAAAAGGAAGAUGUAUAAAUAUUUCUC
Molecule: messenger RNA, 2256 nt
Organism: Brassica oleracea var. oleracea
Lineage: Eukaryota; Viridiplantae; Streptophyta; Magnoliopsida; Brassicales; Brassicaceae
Product: putative L-type lectin-domain containing receptor kinase I.1
Exons: 1
Coding region: 73-2121 (682 amino acids)
Biological process (GO): protein phosphorylation
Cellular component (GO): plasma membrane
Molecular function (GO): carbohydrate binding; ATP binding; protein kinase activity
Source: RefSeq, a predicted model, not a curated record